AUGAUCCCCGCACUGCUCUUACUGGGCCUUACGGCCCUUGUUGCUCCAUCUGUGAGUUACAGUUGCUAUGGCGAUAUAAGUGCUCUUCAAGCCCCCGCCAUCUCCUGUACAGCUGUAAGAGCCCCAGACUGUGGGCUUGCCAUGGUGCGGAGGACUGCUGAGGCAGACGUCGUACGCCUGAGGAAAUACGAGGUGCCAAUUAAGAGAGUAGCCAGAAACCUGUGCUUGGACCCAGCACUCAUUGCUGGCAUCAUCUCGCAGGAGAGCCGUGCUGGCUUGGUCCUGGACAAUGGCUGGGACCAGGAGCGGCAAAAGUACGGCUUGAUGCAGAUCGGAGGGCAGCAACGUGCUUACGGAAUGUGGGAUAGUGAAGAACACAUAAAUCAGUGCUCAACUAUCCUGGUUCUUGCAAUUAAUGAAGUACGGGCAAGGCAUCCUACCUGGACCUGGGACCGGCAGCUGAGAGGGGGACUCUGCACCUACCGUGCUAAAAUGGCCAGCCGCCAGGUCUAUGAGGAAGACCCAUGCGACAGAGACAACUACUACGCUAACAGCGUGAUCAGGCGAGCCCAGUACUUUAAGAGACAUGGGUUCUAG
Molecule: messenger RNA, 597 nt
Organism: Apaloderma vittatum (bar-tailed trogon)
Lineage: Eukaryota; Metazoa; Chordata; Aves; Trogoniformes; Trogonidae
Product: lysozyme g-like
Exons: 5
Coding region: 1-597 (198 amino acids)
Biological process (GO): defense response to Gram-positive bacterium; peptidoglycan catabolic process
Cellular component (GO): extracellular region
Molecular function (GO): lysozyme activity
Source: RefSeq, a predicted model, not a curated record